CCCACCCUUUCUCCUCACUAGCAGUUUGUGUGUGGAGCCAGGGGUGCGGUCGGAUUACGCAGUUUAUGCAAUCAAUUCAUUGUAACAAACCGCAUUUAACGUUCAGUAGGGGUAACGGCGUUGUAACGACUGAAACAGUAAUAAAUUAGAAUUGCCUACCCUGCUACUGAAAAAAUAAAGUCGUUAUCUAACUGUUCUGCGUCUACGUUGACUCAUAAUGACUUUAGUUUCACUAUUCAUAAAUGAUGUGACGCAGUUAGUUGUGGUUCAAAGCUCUUCCUCAGUUGAUCUGUCUGCAACGAGGAGCCCAGCAGCUCAAACUUUACUCUCAGAACCUUUGGUACCGUGUUAAUGUUCGGUCUCGCUUCUCUUUAUUCCCUCCUUUCCUUGCUUUUGUGCUUCUAUACUACACGGACACCACACGUUGCAUCACGGAGAAGAUAAGGUUUGUGGUGUAAACUAGGCGCUGAUUUAAAUGAAGGAGUAAUGGAUAAAACAUCAAUUACUAGUUUCACCGUGUUGAGCGCGUUUAUAUACGGAUCCUCUGGUCUCCAGUCUACUAUGGAUGAAGGGAGAGAGGAGGGGGGUCCCAUCUCGAAAACCUCUGGGGAACAUGGCUGCCAGAGCAAAUCUAAGAGAAGUGUCCAGGAAGAGAGAGCAGACUCCCCUGGACCCAGCUGUGUCUCCUUGAAGAGCAACUGGUCUAUGAAUUUUCCUCCUGACCUUAAAGAUGGAAGCCCCUCCAGAGAGGAGAGGCAACCCCAGGAGAGUUCAAAGGUUACCAGUGCUCAGGUUGUACAGCCGCAUCAAUCAGAGCUGAUCAAGAGGGCUGAGGAGAAAGCACAUGCUUUUCUAGACAUGGAGCUGAAGAAGAUCUGGAGGGGUCUCCUCACAGAUUACCCACAAUGCUCAGAGAGCCAGAGGGAGGAGGAGGAUGGUAAGAACGAGGAGCAGAGGAGGCGUGCCAUUGAGGGAGUGGUGGACAUCACAAAGCUCUGCCUGAUGGAGAUGAACCAGGACGAACUGGCCGACAAGCUCAGGAGUGGAGCUGCUGCUGUCCAGUGCCAGCAUAAACUCAAGUCUCAUCUUAAGAAGAAGUUCCAGUGUGUGCUUGAGGGAAUCGCAAGACCAGGACAGCAGAGACCUCUGAAUGAGAUCUAUACAGAGCUCCUCAUCACAGAGAGAGGCAGUGGAGAGGUCAACAAGGAACAUGAAGUCAGACUGAUUGAAAAGGCUUCCAGGAAGCCAGCCAAUGAGGAAACACCAAUCAGAUGUGAAGACAUCUUUAAACGCUUACCUGCACAAGAUAAACCAAUCAGAACAAUAAUGACAACCGGAGUGGCCGGCAUUGGCAAAACCUUCUUAACACACAAGUUCACUCUGGACUGGGCUGAAGGCAAAACCAACCAGGAGAUAAACUUCACAUUUCUCCUCACUUUCAGAGAGCUGAAUUUACUGAAAGGGAAAGAGAUUAGCUUAGUGGAACUUCUUCAUCAGUUUUCUCUUAAAACCGAAGAUUCAGGAACCGACAUAUCCGACCAUGACCAAGUAGUCUUCAUCUUGGAUGGUCUGGAUGAGUGUCGACUUCCUCUGGACUUCCAGAACAACCCGAUCUGGACGGAUGUCACCGAGCCGACCUCAGUGGACGUGCUGCUGACAAACAUCAUCAGGGGAUUCCUGCUCCGCUCUGCUCACAUCUGGAUAACCACACGCCCUGCAGCAGCUAAUCAGAUCCCUGCUGAGUGUGUUGACAUGAUGACAGAGGUUAGAGGGUUCAACGACCCACAGAAGGAGGAGUACUUCAGGAAGAGAUUCAGAGAGGCGAAACUGGCCAGCAAAAUCAUCUCUCACGUCAAGAAAUCUCGAAGCCUCCACAUCAUGUGUCACAUCCCAGUCUUCUGUUGGAUCACUGCUACAGUUCUAGAGGACUUCUUCAAAACAUCCCAGGGAGGAGAAGAGGUGCCCAAGACCGUGACUCAGAUGUACAGCCACUUCCUGAGGGUUCAGUCCAUACAAGGGGGCAGGAAGUAUCAUGGGAGAGCAGAAACCGAUCCACCCUGGAGUUCAGAGAGCAAGGAGAUCAUUGUUUCUUUGGGGAAACUGGCUUUUAACCAGCUGGAGAAAGGCAACCUGAUCUUCCACGAAGCAGACUUGAAGGAGUAUGACAUUGAUAUCAAAGCAUCCUCAGUUGACUCAGGACUGUUCACCCAGAUCUUUAAAGAGGAGUGUGGACUCUACCAGGACAAGGUGUUCUGCUUUGUCCAUCUGAGCAUCCAGGAGUUUCUGGCUGCCCUUUAUGUAUUUUUGUCCCAUUUCAACACUGGUGUUAAUGUGCUCUCAGAAGAAAAGCCAACCUCCAGGGAAGCUGAACUCCUCCUCUACCAGAGUGCUGUGGACAAGGCCUUACAGAGUGAGAACGGACACCUGGACUUGUUCCUCCGCUUCCUCCUCGGCCUCUCUCUAGAGACCAACAAGAUGCUCCUAGAAGGUCUGCUGGGACCAGGAGGAAAUACAUUACAGGGCAAUCUAACUAAAAAAGUUCCGCCGGGAAAGACCGGAAGAAGGUCACGGAUCAAUACCCAAAUAGUCCAUUACAUCAAGGAGAAGAUGGGUGGAGAUCUCUCUCACGAGAGAAGCAUCAAUCUGUUCCACUGUCUGAAUGAGCUGAACGACCGUUCUCUAGUGGAGGAGAUCCAACUGUACCUGACAUCAGGAAGUAUCUCCACAGAAUCUCUCUCCUCUGCUCAAUGGUCAGCUCUGGUCUUCAUCUUACUGACAUCAGAAGAGGAGCUGGACGUGUUUUACCUGAAGAAAUACUCUGCUUCUGAGGAGGGUCUUCUGGGGCUGCUGCCAGUGAUCAAAGCCUCCAAAACAUCUCUACUGAAUGGCUGUAAGCUGUCAGAGAGAUGCUGUGAAGCUCUGGCCUUAGUUCUCAGCUCCAACUCCUCUAGUCUGAGAGAGCUGGACCUGAGUUCCAAUGAUCUUCAGGAUUCAGGAGUGAAGAAGCUCUCUGCUGGACUGGGGAGUCCACACUGUGCCCUGGAAACUCUCAGGCUGAGUGGCUGUCAGCUGUCAGAGGAAUGCUGUGAAGCUCUGGCCUCAGUUCUCAGCUCCAACUCCUCUAGUCUGAAAGAGAUGGACCUGAGUACCAAUGAUCUGCAGGAUUCAGGAUUGAAGCUGCUCUGUUCUGGACUGGGGAGUCCACACUGUACACUGGAAACCCUCAGGUUGUCUGGCUGCCUGAUCACACAGGAAGGCUUUGCUUCUCUGGCCUCAGCUCUGAGCUCCAACCCCUCCCAUCUGAGAGAGCUGGACCUGAGCCACAAUCACCCAGGAGACUCAGGAGCUACGCUGCUCUCUGCAGGAGUGGAGGAUCCAUGCUGGAGACUGGACACUCUCAGUGUGGAGCACGGUGGAGUGUUGAGGCUGAAACCAGCUCUAAAGAAGUAUGCCUGUGAACUCACACUGGACCCAAACACAGCCAAUGAACUACUCUCUCUGUCUGAGGACAACAGAAAGGUGACGCGGGUUGAAAAGAACCAGUCGUAUCCGGAUCACCCAGAGAGAUUUGACUAUUGGAGACAGGUGUUGUGUAGAGAGGGUCUGACUGGCCGCUGUUACUGGGAGGUAGAGAGGGAAGGGGAUGUUCAUAUAGGAGUGGUAUACAGAGGAAUCUCAAGGAGAGGAGUGGGUGAUAACAGCGGGCUUGGCUGGAACAACAAGUCCUGGAGUCUUGUUUGUUGUGAUGAUGAUUACGUUGCCGGUCACAACGGUAGUAGAACAGCCAUAUGUCUCCCCCCCGCUCGCUCUAACAGAGUAGGAGUGUAUCUGGACCGGCCCGCUGGCUCUCUGUCCUUCUACUUAGUGUCCCCAGGUGGAGGAGGGUCCUCAGACACUCUGACACUCCUCCACACCUUCCAGUCCACCUUCACCCAGGAGGACCUCCUCCCUGGGUUUUGGUUAGAUGAGCCUGGUUCCUCAGCGUCUCUGUGUCCAUUGUAGUCACACACACACACACACACACACACACACACACACACACACACACACACACACACACACACACACACACACACACAAACUUGAGUUGUGUGGGGAAGUGAGUGGUAAUAUUCAAAUGUGGCCCCUUCCUACGUAGGAGGGGGCGCCGAAACUGACUCGCUUGUUUGGUAACUGUAGGCGGGGUACUUUCAGAAUGCAUCUCUCACUCAAAAAAUCAUUUACAGACUUAUUUCAGUUUGUAUGUGUGUGGGAGCACCAGAGACCCAAAACAACACCACAAAUCCCAGGAAAAGUGUUGUUUUCAUAAUAUGUCCCAUUUAAGAUCUUCCUUUGGGUUAAGAAGGUUGUACAAAGAUUUAUUUUCUAGUGUAAAAUGUUUUCUAAAUGUGCACAUUAUUUUACUAAAAUGUUACAGAUUUUCAACUGUAUCAAAGGAAUCCAACAUCAGUUUUUAUUUUUCCAUUCCUGACAUGGAACCUGAUUUAAAGCAGAUUUAACAAUAUAAUCAUAAAUUAUAGAUUUCCAUGUUAAUGACUUUAACUGAAGAUAGAUUCUUUGUGUUCUGUUCGGAACAACAAUUUUCCGUUAUUAAAGAUACCUAUUUAUGAUUUGUAAUUGUUCAUAAAGCAUGAUAAUAAACAACUGAACGUU
Molecule: messenger RNA, 4653 nt
Organism: Gadus morhua (Atlantic cod)
Lineage: Eukaryota; Metazoa; Chordata; Actinopteri; Gadiformes; Gadidae
Product: NACHT, LRR and PYD domains-containing protein 3
Exons: 12
Coding region: 487-4002 (1171 amino acids)
Molecular function (GO): protein binding
Source: RefSeq, a predicted model, not a curated record